AAUUUAAUGCAAUUUUUCUUUCAUCCAAACAAGGGUAAAAUUACACAUACUAGGUCAAAUAUUUACAUACACGUAUAAAUGAAACUCCUCUGAUCUGUUAGAGUUCAUUUAAAUUAGUUGGUUUUCUAGCACAGACUGGACUUUAUACAUGUCAUACAUACAUUUUCAAAAGGUUAUUGUUAGUCUGCUAUAUCUAUUAAAAAUGAAUUUUGAUGUUUGUUUUUAAUUCAUUGUCCUGUUGGAACUGUGUCCAUGCUUUACCCAUCUAACCCAAACUUUCCCCUCUGAUUAAAGGAAAUGGAUGGGGAUGUGCUGGAACAACCUAGGAAUCACCAAGGCUCAAACUGACUAUAAACUAGAAAAUGCUGGAACAUCGGGGUCACCAUCAACAGUGAUUCGAGUUUAGCAUUGAAAUGGACUGAGAGGAUGUCAACCAAGAAACCUAUGCCUUCAGGCUUGUCUGAAAAUUGCAGCUGCCAGCAUGAACAAGUCUAAUGCUUUCUGGGGAAAGGUUUUAUAGUCACAAUGACAAAAAGUAUCUUUGAAGGAGUCAAGGUGAGUAUUUUAAAUUUAAAAAUACGACAGCAGCUGUCAAGCAUGGUGGUGGAAGCAUCAUGCUGAAGGGGAGUUUUGAUUUGAUGGUAUGGUCCAUCGCACAGAGUGGAUCUGUGGAACCUCCAAAAACCUGGACACAACUGGGUAUUCCACCAAUACCGAAAUGUAGUGGAUAAUGGAGGCUAACUUUGACCUUCCUUGAAAAUGUAUAGACUACGCCAGGAAAUCAACCAUUUUAAAUAGGCACUACUACUUCUGAUAAGAAGACUGGUCAAAUAUCCAGCCAGAAGUAUGGCAGAAACCUGUUGGUAGCUGCAGAAAAUGUCUGAUUUUUCUCCAACUUAAGGGAGUCCUAGCCAAAUGAUUGUGUUUUUAUAGCUAAUCAAUAAUCUCAUACCUAUCCAAACAGUUCUCAGGUCAAAUGAAUGAUUAAAAAGCCCCAAAUCAAUCACAUUUGUGCUAAUAAUGAGUAUGCAAACUGACAUUCCUUUCAGGUAAAGAGAGAAAAACAAGGGGCGGGGCUUGUUGUGCUCACUUUUAUUUUAACUAGCUUUUUUUUUACAAGCAAAAUACUAACUGACUUUCUGAAAGGAAUUAAAAAAUAUAGAUAUUAACAAAUAUUUAAAGCACAAAGAUAAGCUUGUUAUAAAGCAGCGAGUUUUAUGCCAGAAUCAUCAGAGAGACAGAGCCUUGCUGCACCACCACACCUGUUUGAGAAAUCCUCACUUCAAGGUUCAGAUUGUAGAAUAAUUGUGAUCUUGAAGCCUUCAAAUGUGCAGAAACAGAAGCAUGAAUCUUCUUCCCUGGAUGGUCAGAUAUUUGUUACAGAGAGCAUGUUGAUAACCUCACCCUGACUGGGUCAAGUAAACACAGAUAAGGCUCAUCUCACAGUGGUCGGACAGACAGUUUCAGCCAUGAUCCUGACAGCUCGCAGUUUGUGUCUCCCUUCUGCAGCCACCGUCCAGGAGUUGUUCUCAGUGGCUCGAGAUGCCGACAUCAUUCCAGACAUCUCUUUGGAUCCUGUCCUCACAACUUUCCUCUCCCUGGACUCCCCCGCAGCUCUCCAGCACCAGUAUGGCUUCCUCCAGCGGAGCAUGAGUGGCGAGCAGCAGGCGGCCUUCAACCUGAACCUCACGGCGGAGGUGGACUGCUGCAGGGUCACAUAUGGAGGCGUAGGGGUCAUCGCUUUAGCCCUGUCCCUGCUUUUUGACCAGGUGGCCCGACAUGUCCGAGUACAAGGUUCAACAGAGGGCUUCCGUUCACCUAAGGGAUCCAGAGCUGAGAGGAUUUUCGGCAUCAGCACAUCUUCAAGAAUCGGCUCGAUUAUCCACAGCUACCUCAGUCUCAUCCCUGGCAUCGCCAACAACGAAGAGAAAAUGGCUGAGACCACCGAGCUCUACGACAACUUGCUAAACCUCGAGCUGAUCGACCACUACGAGAGGAUGACCACCAAGAAGAGAAUGAGCACAGAGUCCAUGCAGCAGUGGUUGGCAGGAGCUGCGUUUCAUCUGCACCUCAGGAUCCACCAGGUCCGUCUUCACUCUGUGCCAUCAGGAUCCAUCGAGUCUCUGCGUCUGUCUUAUAAGACAGGAUUAAAUCGCCUCGUUCAUGGCUACAUCACCUAUUUACGUAAAAACGUCUUGGAGACUGAAGCAACAGGGCUACUGAAACCUAAAACUGGACCAGGCAGCAGGACGGAAAACAACAGCACCUCCAGCAUCAGUAAUGUGAUGGUUAACCCAGCUGAUGCCACAUCCAAUUCAACCGCAGGAGAAAACACAAGCUGUAAAGGCUUUGGAGUCAGCGAGCUAAGAGGAAGAAACGCCUCCAGCCUCGAUACUUCAAUAGUUCAGUGUAUCAGGGAGGAGGAAGACAGCAAGCCUGGUCUGUUAGUCAUCGAACCUCAGAGAAAAGUGAGUCACAACAUCCAGCAUCACCCCUGUGAGUCUCCGGCCAUCCAGCAGGCUUUGGUGACUCGUAUAAUGAAGGCCCAGGACCUGCAGCGCAACAGGAACUUCUUCCUCUAUCCUGAAAAAGUCCUACAAAGCCUUCUGAGGCAGAAGGACGACUUUGAACUGAAAGCAAAUUAGACUGAAAUCAAUUUUCAGCUUCAGUUAUCAAAUCCCCCCAAUAAAACACUAUAUAGACAAAAAAUCACUCAUUCCUUCAAAAUUUUACUCUGAAUCAGUCAGUGUAAAAGUGGCUUUCCUGGUAAUGACUGGACUUUGACAAUGUUAAGGUGCAGGAAAUCAGAGGAGAGGAAAUACGACUGAUUUGAUCAAUAAUUGGAAAUUUCCUUCAGUUAAUUUUUCUGGUAUUUACUAUAGGUUAACCUCAAAAUGGGAAAUCCAAUUGAUCCUUAUAUUCUCUGUUCUAUAUAACCCUAUUUUGUCACAUUUAUCUGUACCAAUACUGAUGGAUUUUAAUGUUUACUUUAACUAUAAUUUGAAGCAUUGUAUUACAACGCUGUACACUCUAUUAUGGAUUUAUAUUGUAUUAAAUAUUAUAGUGCACAGUCACUAUUGAUAGAAAUUUAAUUUAUUGCUUGUGUGAGUUUUUAUAAUAUUGAAUAAAAUAAUUUGUCUUUUUGGAAACAAAAAAUAAGAAAUAAGGGAUAGCAACAAUUCUAAGACAACAUAAACUCCCAUUCCAGCUAAAACAUCAAUAUAUUUUCUUCUUAUCUCAUUUUAUGUAUAAGCAAAUGGAGAAGGUUAAGUACAAUUUUUCUAGUUUAUGAAGAUAUGCAAAUGAAUGUAAUUGAUUUUUCCAUGUACAUUUAUGAAGAAUGGUAUUUAUCCAUUAAAAUAAAAGAAAAAUACUA
Molecule: messenger RNA, 3376 nt
Organism: Girardinichthys multiradiatus
Lineage: Eukaryota; Metazoa; Chordata; Actinopteri; Cyprinodontiformes; Goodeidae
Exons: 3
Coding region: 1470-2645 (391 amino acids)
Source: RefSeq, a predicted model, not a curated record